CAACGGAUUAGAGGAAAAGAGAAUAGAAAUUACUUGGUAAGGUCAAUCUCUUUUUCUAAUGUUAACCAAAGUAUUUCUGUUAAUCAACUGGUCCACAGAUCAUCAUCUUCAUCGUCCAUCCAAAAGGAAAACAAACUUUACUUUGAUCAUAAACCCGUGGAAGUAUAUUAAUCUCUCUCAUCUCUAUCCCGUAAUUAAGAUGAUGAUCAUGAUGAUGAUGAUCAUCAUCAUCAUGCUUCAGGUGAGUCUACGUAAUCCCUGAGGUUAUUGUCACUCCUUAAGUAUCCACAUAACAGUAGCCAUUGUCUUUCCAUAUCUGAACAUGAAAAGAUUUCAACUCAAUAACAAAAAGCUGAAAAAUCAACAUGACAAUCAGAAUAAUUAAAUCAUCAGUUAUAUGAUUAAAACAAUGGUCACUUUGUUAAUUGUUCACCAUCAUCAUCAACAAUCAUCAUAAACUUGAGCAUUUCAAAUUCAUUAACUACAUGAUUUGAAUAUUAAUAUCAUGUUGAUUUAACUAAUUUACUUUGACAGAUUAAUUCAUCUUUUUCAAUGUUCAUUCAUAUAAUUGACGAUUUUUUUUUCAAUAGAUAAUUAAACUUGAUUAACAUUUGAAUUUAAAUUAUUUUUUACUCACCAUCCUCAUCACUUUUCAUAUAAAAACAACAAUCAACAAUUAAUUUAAUUGUUUAAAGACAGAGAGAGAGAGAGUGUUAAUCAAAAGAGGAAUUAAUUUCUUUUACUAUUUCAAUUGAAUUAACUAUUCAAUCUGAUGACUAUUGUUAACACCGAGAUUUUAAUUGUCCUAAAAGAGAAACAAACAAAAUUGAAUUAAAUCUAAUUUCCAAUUGAUUGACGUAGUAAUUAAAUGGCGACAAGGGAUUACAAUUAAAAAGGAUCACAAUUAAGGAUGGUAAUUAAGGAUUGUAAAGUAAAUUAUGUUUGGCUAAUUUAAUAAACUGAUUAUAAGGGUUAUAAGUAUCUCGAGUUUACAGUUAGAUUGACAAUUUGAUUACCUUACGAUUGUUUGAUUAAUUAAAACAAAUUUUUUCUCAGUUAAUUGUGAUUAAAAUUCAAUCAUGGAAGGUCAUCAAUUACCUUUAUCAUUUUCACCAAUUAAUAUCCAACAAUUGUCAUCACCAUCAUCGUCAUCAUUGUUAACAGAAUCAUCGUUUUCAUUUACAACUUCAAUUGCUUCACAAAAUCAACAACAACAACAACAGCAAUUAAUUCAUGGUUCAUACGAUAAUCAUCAUGAAUUAAUUAAUCAACAUGAAAUUAAAACUUCACCCGAUAUUUGGUCAAAUAAUAUUUCAAACAAUUCAAAUGAUAAUUGGUCUUAUUAUUCACCGUAUUUACAAAUCAACGGAGUUCAAGAUUAUCUUAACGAUGAAUCAACUAAUGUCCAGAACAAUCAAAAUGAUCAAAUUCAUUUACCUGUUUCAUUACUUGACCAAUCAACUGACCUAAACUUUUCACAAUCAGAUACAAUUCUAGAUGGACAGCAAUUAUCUUCAUCCCCUCCGGCGACAGUUGAACAAUUAUUGUCAUCGUCACCAUCACCGACAACUGAACACAAUCAAGUUGCCACUCCAAUGGAAAACCCUAAUCAUCAUCAUCAUCAUCAUCAUUAUUUUAAUCCAAUCGGUCAAGAUCAACAACAAUUAAAUGUUGAUUUUGGUGAUAAUCUAAUUCAACACCAACAAUUUGAUUCAUCCAAAUGCCGACAAGAUUCAACAAGUAAACAGCACAAUCAUACAUCACCUUACCACCGAUGGGCUCAUAACAGUCCGACUCAUUUAGCCUCGAGCGGAGUUUGGCCUUUCUGUUCACAAUACUGUCAAGUUCAUGGAUCACGAAAUUAUCCUUAUUAUAAUCCCUAUUUAAUUUGUAAUCGACCCAAUCAACUUUAUUAUCCGUCAUCUUCCUCUCUCCCUUCAGCUUCCCAAUCAUCUUCCAAUCAAACAUCGGCACCACCAGAGAAUCAAUUAUCGACAUCACCAACUGAUCCUUAUCCUUUAUUAUCAUCAACAUCCAUUGAAAACUCUUGCAGUCAACAAUUUAAUCCAAUUCAAUCUCGACAAGAUCCAACCAAUAACGAAAUGUAUUCACCUUACCACCGGUGGGCAAAUGCUAAUCCUCAUUGUUUUCAACAUUGUCAAAUUCAUUCAACUCAAAAUUAUCCUCAUUAUCCUGGAAUCAGAUUUACUAAUCGACCAACUCAUCAAUUUUAUCCACCAAUUCAACCGAUACCUGCACCACCACCACCACAGCAACAGAUCACCUUCAUCUCUGAAAAUGGCAACUCUGUUGAAGAAAAAAAAGACAACUGA
Messenger RNA from Panonychus citri (citrus red mite), 2333 nucleotides. RefSeq names its product myb-like protein AA. The transcript has 3 exons. The record is from RefSeq and is a predicted model, not a curated record. The coding region runs from base 1080 to 2333 and encodes 417 amino acids. Lineage: Eukaryota; Metazoa; Arthropoda; Arachnida; Trombidiformes; Tetranychidae.